Messenger RNA from Trypanosoma rangeli, 456 nucleotides. Its product is annotated as 40S ribosomal protein S13. Lineage: Eukaryota; Euglenozoa; Kinetoplastea; Trypanosomatida; Trypanosomatidae. The coding region runs from base 1 to 456 and encodes 151 amino acids. Gene Ontology annotation, molecular function: structural constituent of ribosome; small ribosomal subunit rRNA binding. Gene Ontology annotation, biological process: translation. The transcript has a single exon. The record is from RefSeq and is a predicted model, not a curated record. Gene Ontology annotation, cellular component: cytosolic small ribosomal subunit; nucleolus; ribosome.
AUGGUUCGCAUGCAGGGUGUUGGUCAUGGCAAAUCUGCCUCGGCACUGCCGUACUGCCGCACGCCCCCGUCUUGGCUUAAGAUCGCUAGCCGCGAUGUGAUUGACGCCGUCUGCAAGCUGGCAAAGAAGGGUCUCCCGCCCAGCCGUAUCGGCAUGCAGCUGCGUGACUCCAUGGGUAUUGCCCAGGUGAAGAACGUCACUGGCCGCAAGAUUCUGCGCAUCCUGAAACACAAGGGUAUGGCGCCGGAGAUUCCGGAGGAUCUCUACUGCCUCAUCAAGCGUGCCACGGAGAUGCGGAAGCACUUGGAGCGCAACACGAAGGACAGGGACACGAAGUUCCGCCUCAUUCUGGUCGAGUCCCGUAUUCACCGCCUUGCCCGUUACUACAAGCGCGUGAAGCAGCUGCCUCCCACCUGGAAGUAUGAGUCCAGCACGGCGUCUGCAAUGGUGGCGUAA